Molecule: messenger RNA, 1167 nt
Organism: Anthostomella pinea
Lineage: Eukaryota; Fungi; Ascomycota; Sordariomycetes; Xylariales; Xylariaceae
Source: the annotation of a GenBank genome assembly
AUGAACCGACACGAUACCGUCAACCUAAUAGACCUCGAAGACUCGCCGCCUCCAUCGGGCGUGUCCACACCCCUGUCUACCUCACAGACACCAUCGCAGUCGCAGUCGCAGUCCCAACCACGUUCUCGAUACGCCUCCCCCUCCUCUCAGUUGCAUUCGAGCCCCUCACCACCGCAAUCCCAGACGCCCUCACAGUCCGGUAGUUACGGCAUCGGGUCCGCCGUGUUCGGGUUCUGGCGUAGGAUAUCAGCUCUCGACAGCCUGCCAACCUCAGCACCCACGCCUCCCCUCCCGACGUCGCAGCUCUACCACCUGAACGCCGAGACAACAACAGGCGACGGCGUCAACGGCCCCUUCGUGCCGCCACCGAGCAUGGCUCCGCGAAGAACCGCCUCGCCGCGCGGUCUGCCCUCGCUCGAGCCCCUGACCCUCAGCGGGUACCGUCCCGAUACCGACGCCGACGAGCGGCUGCUGUCGCGCGGCAUAGCAGAGGAGAUCCGGACUUUUCUGCCCGAGCGCUUAAAGAUCAUGGAGGAUUGGCACUUGACGUACAGCCUGUACCAGAAUGGCAGCUCCCUGUCUACGCUGUACCAGCUGUGCGAGGAGUACCGCGGCCGGAGGGCGGGCUUCGUACUUGUCGUGCGCGACGGCAAGGAUGGUACCUUCGGCGCAUACCUGACAGAAGCACCGCACCCAGCGGCCUCAUACUACGGCACAGGCGAGUGCUUCCUAUGGCGCGCAAGCCUGCACGCGCCGCUCCCUCCGCCUCCCUCGGCCGACACGACCGACCUGAACUACCGCACGACAACGAUAGCAUCACCGACGUCGCCGACCUCGCCCGCCUCUACCCACCUAUCGGCAGGAGUCACGGACCCCAAAACCAACAAGCUGCCCCCCACGCCCUCGCAGCCGCAGGCCGUACUGGGCGCGCAGAGCAUCCGCUUCCAGAACUUCGCCUACACGGGCGCCAACGACUACUGCAUGUUUUCCGAGACCAAGUUCCUGUCCGUAGGCGGCGGCAGUGGCACGUACGGCCUGUGGCUCAACGAUUCCCUCAGUCGCGGCCACAGCGCCACUUGCGACACCUUCCUCAACCAGCCCCUCAGCGAGGAGGGUGAGAAGUUCGAUGUAAUGGGCGUCGAGCUUUGGGUUGUAGGUGCGACUUGA